Odocoileus virginianus texanus is the source of this 811-nucleotide messenger RNA. It is a transcript of the gene TSTD1, whose product is annotated as thiosulfate sulfurtransferase like domain containing 1. Gene Ontology annotation, cellular component: cytoplasm. The record is from RefSeq and is a predicted model, not a curated record. NCBI's taxonomy places the organism in Eukaryota, Metazoa, Chordata, Mammalia, Artiodactyla, Cervidae. Gene Ontology annotation, molecular function: thiosulfate-thiol sulfurtransferase activity.
UGCGGGAGGCGGUGCCUUUGCUUCCGGUUCCGGUGGGUCUCGGCUCAGCUGCAGCUUCAGGAGGGCGGGGGAGAUGCUGCCCGCUCCCAGGGGGCGGGCCGGGGCCAAGUUCCUGAAACUCACAUUUGCGGUGCGCACCAUGGCUGGAGAGCCUACGGUCUCGCUCCCUGAACUCCGUUCGCUCCUGGCCUCGGGCCGGGCUCGGCUCUUUGACGUGAGAUCCCGGGAGGAGGCGGCGGCUGGAACCAUCCCUGGGGCUCUCAACAUCCCGGCUGGAUGCCUGAGUUUGCCCGCGCCUCCUCACAAACUAGGGAAGUGGCUUCCAUUCAGAGGUGGUUUGGCUGACCUCCUGGGCAGAUGUGUUCGACCACAGGACCGGUCCUUCCAGACCCAACCACUGAACCUGAGAUUGCCCGACUGCCGGCUUUCCAUUGUAUCCUCUCGACUCCUCCUCCCAGUUUCAGAGUUGGAAAGCGCCCUGCAGAUGGAGCCAGCUGCUUUCAAGGCCUUGUACUCCGCUGAGAAGCCAAAGCUGGAAGAGAAUCUCAUUUUCUUCUGUCAGAUGGGCAAGCGGGGCUUGCAGGCCACGCAGUUGGCCCAGAGCCUUGGAUACAAAGGGGCUCGGAACUAUGAAGGGGCCUAUAGAGAAUGGCUCCAGAAAGAAGGUUAGGUAGAAUGUGGCUUACUGAAUGCUCCCUCCCCGCUGCCAGUGGCCGCCUUAACUAAGAGUGAUGAAGGGGCUCUUGUUGGGUUGAGCAACUUCUUACAGUGCUGUGCAUGAAAAGCAGCAAAUAAAGAGCAUUUAAUCGAA